Brachypodium distachyon (stiff brome) is the source of this 1081-nucleotide messenger RNA. RefSeq lists its product as uncharacterized. The record is from RefSeq and is a predicted model, not a curated record. The coding region runs from base 121 to 639 and encodes 172 amino acids. NCBI's taxonomy places the organism in Eukaryota, Viridiplantae, Streptophyta, Magnoliopsida, Poales, Poaceae. The transcript is spliced from 2 exons.
CCUCAAUUAUUGCCCCCUUCGGUUCUUUCUUCCUCUUCUCCCCCCUUCUCUUCCUCCUCCGCUCUCGUCCUUCCUCUCCAUCUCUCCCUCCACUCCAUCCCCUCUUCUGCUGCUGCCGGAAUGGCCAUGGCCUCGUGGGUGAUGAUUGUUUUGGCGGUGGCGGCGGGUUGCGGCGAGGCGGCGGCGGAGAAGGCGGGGCCGACGGCGGCGGCGGAGGCGGCGCACGAGGUGCUGCAGACGCACGGGCUGCCGCGGGGCCUGCUGCCGACGGGGAUCUCGGCGUUCCGGCACGACGAGGCCACGGGGAAGUUCGAGGCGGCGCUGGAGGCGCCCUGCACGGCGCGGUCCGAGGUCGGGCUGCGGUACAACGCGACGGUUGCCGGGGAGAUCACCUACGGCCGGAUCGCCGCGCUCUCCGGGGUGGCCGCCAAGGACCUCUUCCUCUGGUUCGACGUCCGGAGCAUCAGCGUCGACGUGCCGUCCUCGGGCGUCAUCUACUUCGACGUCGGCGUCGUCUUCAAGCACUUCCCGCUCUCCUUCUUCGAGGCCCCGCCGCCCUGCACGCCCGACCCGCUCAUCAUCAUACAACAGAGGAGGGAAGACGGAUUAGUGGACGGAGGCGCGGCGUUGCGAAAAUAAUGGGGCCGGAUUUGAUCGGGGUGUUCUCGUCCUCAUCGUCGACAACGGAACCAGAAGCAGUUUUGAGACAAGUGAUGGAUCGGCCGGCGGCGGCCGGCUCUUGUGCAGAUAGACAGAGUGGUCAUUCAUUCCUUUUGUUUGCUUGCUCCUACUACUAGCUAGUAAAACCAUUCCUCGCCACCCUCAUCUCAAUCUGUUCUUCUUUGUUUGUCGUCGUUCUUGUCCGUGUCCGGUGCGGCCGAAAGCCGGAGCCACACGCACGGGCGGCAGGGGAGACCGGAAGCUUGCCGCCGAUCCUGCUGCUUGCGCCUCCCCGUGGCCAUAUUUUUCGCUGGUAAUGGAUGGUGCGUGUACAUGUCAAAAAAAUCUGUGAGUGAUGCGUCGCCAUAAUUAAAUUAGUCUUUCUCGGGGGCUCGAUCUGGAUGGAUCGAGUCGUAUCGUA